Messenger RNA from Mesoplodon densirostris (Blainville's beaked whale), 5109 nucleotides. Its product is annotated as formin-2-like. Lineage: Eukaryota; Metazoa; Chordata; Mammalia; Artiodactyla; Ziphiidae. Bases 1 to 5109 code for a protein of 1702 amino acids. Gene Ontology annotation, biological process: intracellular transport. Gene Ontology annotation, cellular component: cytoplasm; nucleus; endoplasmic reticulum membrane. The record is from RefSeq and is a predicted model, not a curated record. The transcript is spliced from 21 exons.
AUGGGGAACCAGGACGCGAAGCCGAAGAGGAGUGCGGGCGAUGCCCCGCACGGAGGCGGCGGCGGCGGCAGCGAGGACGCCGCCGGGCCCCGCGAGGCCGAGGGCACAAAGAAGGCGGGCGGGGGCAAGAAGGCGCCGGGCCGGCACGGCAAGGGGGGCGGCGGUGGGGAGCCGGGCAGGAAGAAGAGCCGGUCGGACCCCAGGGCCUCGGUCUUUUCCAACCUGCGCAUCCGGAAGACCCUGUCCAAGGGCAGAGGUGCUGGCGGCUCCCGUGAGGAUGUGCUGGACCCCCAGGCCCUGCAGGCCGGCGAGCUGGACAGCGCCCACUCCCUGGUCACCAAAACCCCGGACCUCAGCCUCUCGGCCGACGAGACGGGCCUGUCCGAUACGGAGUGUGCCGACCCUUCCGAGGUGACGCGGCCCCGGGGUCCUGGCUCCGCCGGGGUCGGGGGCCCGGCGGUGGCCGAGGAUUCGGAGACUGCGGCGGGGGUGCAGGAUGGACAAAGGACCAGCUCGGGCUCAGACACAGACCUCUACAGCUUUCACUCGGCCGCGGAGCAGGAGGACUUGCUUUCGGACAUCCAGCAGGCAAUCCGUCUCCAGCAGAUGCAGCAGCAGCUGCUGCAGUCCCCGAGCCCCGAGUCGGCCCCGGCGUCGCCCCCCUCCGCCGUCCCCCCGCCCGGGGCCCUGCCGGGCCUGGACCGACCCCCGCCGGGCCCAGGCGCCGAGGCGGCAACGUCCGCGCCCCCCGACCGGCCCCCGGCUGCAGACCAGCCCGCGGCCGCUAUCUUGCCGUCUCCCGGGUCGGCUCCCGGGGAGCGAGGGGCCGCGGACACGGACGAGGAAGGCGAGGAGGACGCUUUCGAGGACGCGCCCCGAGACUCUCCGGGGGCGGAGUGGGGCCCGGCGGCGGGAGAGGCCCCGCGCAGGCCGGGGGCGACGCGCGAGGAGGGCGCGCCGAGGCCCAGCGUCCCCGAGGCCGCCUCCCCGCCCCGCAGCCCGGCGCGCAGCCCGCGCUGCUCCCGGGCCCGCCCGCUCCUGGCGCCCUGCUACGUCAGGACCACCACCCGGCAGCUCAGCUCGCCCGGGCCCUCCCCGGCCCCGUCCCCCAGCCACAGCCCCCGGGUCCAGAGGCGGCCGGAGUCCUCCCUGGACCGGGGGUCCGGAGCCGCUGCGGCCCCCGCCGCCGCUGCCGCCGCCCCGGCCAGGAAGCCCCGCGCGGGCCGCAGCCGCUCGGCCGACUGGACCGCGGAGCUGGGCCGCGCGCCCGGGGCGGGGGUCUCGGCGCACCUGGCGCAGCGUGGGGCCGGCGGUCUUCAGGACGUGUUCGCAGGUGAGCGCCGGACUCGGGGUCCAGGGCGCCUGCCCCUCGGAGACGUUUCCGUUUGUACACAGGGUCUUAAAGGGAACAGCUUAGGCGCCUCUGUCCUAAGGCAUCUGGCGCAAGGGCCGCUCUGUCCACUUCUCCAAAAUAUCCCGGGUCACGCCAGGCAGAUCGGCUCCUUUUUUGGCACCGUUUGCAAAGCCAUCAUUCUCUUUCCUUUCUCCUCCCACAGCAUUAAAAAUAACGAGAUUGUUCACGCUGGAGACAGUGAUGGUGAGCAGGCCAAAAGCACCCGGGAUGCUACUACUGGUACCUUUCCAGCGUCCGUAUGGACUUGGCAAAGCCGGCUGAACGGUCGGCUCACGGCGGAAAAUGUGGAACAGUGCGAUGAGUUUAUCCUUGCCCCAAAUGGUGACUACUGGCUGCCUUCUCAGAGAGCCACCGGCCGGCUGACAAAGAGUGGAAGGAGGAUUUCCAGUGAAACCCGGAAGGCUGGGUCUUCUUCAGAUGGAAGAGGAUGGCGAACUCUGCUGGAGAAGCUGUUCAGCCAGCAGGAGAACGGGCCUCCAGACGAAGCAGAGAAGUUCUGCUCGCGGAUCAUUGCCAUGGGACUCCUUCUUCCUUUCGGUGACUGCUUCAGGGAGCCGUGUGGUCAGAAUGCCCAGUCCAGCUCAGCUCCGUUUGAUCAAGAUCAACUUUACACCUGGGCUGCAGUUAGUCAACCUACACACUCACUGGAUUAUAUAGAAGGGCAGUUUCCCAGGAGAGUCCCAGCUACUUGGCCACCGUCUAAACCUCCUGACGAAAAACACAGGCCCAAGGAUGCUGACACAGAGUCUCAAUCUGCUGUUUUAGAAACUCCGAAAAAAUGUUCAGAUGCUGCUCAGCAGGAAGUUUGUGACAUGAAAUCUGAGGGUCAGGCCACUGUCAUUCAGCAGCUGGAGCAGACCAUUGAGGAUCUGAGGACCAAAAUAGCUGAGCUAGAGAAACAGUACCCAGCCGCAGACCUGGAGGUGGCCGCCUCUGGAGACGCAUGUCUGCGAGCUCUCAGGUUGGGAGAAAAGGAAGUAGGGCAUCAAAGGAUUUUACAGGCAAAGUCCAUCCAGACAUCCCCGACAGAGGAGGGUGGGACACUGACACAUCCUCUCACGGGCACCCAGCCUGAGGCCACAAGUGGAGACUCAGCCAGGCCAUCCUCACCUCCCGGACCUCAGACCAAAUUCUGCGCAGAGGUUUCUUUGGUCGUGUCUCCAAGGCAAAUAUCAGUUCAGCUCGAUGCACAUCCAUCCCUCCAGGCUCCACCACCCACGUCGCCACCCUGGUCUGAUGGUCAAGGACAGGCGAGCUCACAGCCUUCCCAUCCUUCUUUUCACACGGAGUUUGAAACCAGCCACGAGCACUCUGCUUUCCCCUCCUCUGAAAACAUCUGUGACAUCCCCCCUGCACUGCCUCUGUCUCCCACGUUCUCCCGCCAGAUGCCUGGUCUGGGCACCGUGGCUCCUCCACGGCCCCCACCCCAUGUCGCGCCUGAGCCUGCGCUGCCCAGCCCACCGUGCCCCUCACCUCCUCCUCUGCCUGGUCCAGAGAUGCUGCCACCCCCUCCCCUACCUUUGCCUGGUGAGGGAAUUCCUCCCGCCCCCACUCCUCCUGGAGUGGGAAUUCCUCCCGCCCCCCCUCUUCCCGGAGUGGGAAUUCCUCCCGCCCCCCCUCUUCCCGGGGUGGGAAUUCCUCCCGCCCCCCCUCUUCCCGGCGUGGGAAUUCCUCCCGCCCCCCCUCUUCCCGGCGUGGGAAUUCCUCCCGCCCCCCCUCUUCCCGGGGUGGGAAUUCCUCCCGCCCCCCCUCUUCCCGGGGUGGGAAUUCCUCCCGCCCCCCCUCUUCCCGGCGUGGGAAUUCCUCCCGCCCCCCCUCUUCCCGGGGUGGGAAUUCCUCCCGCCCCCCCUCUUCCCGGGGUGGGAAUUCCUCCCGCGCCCCCUCUUCCCAGUGAGGGAAUUCCUCCCGCACCCCCUCUUCCCAGGGUGGGAAUUCCUCCCGCCCCCCCUCUUCCCGGGGUGGGAAUUCCUCCCGCCCCCCCUCUUCCCAGUGUGGGAAUUCCUCCCGCGCCUCCUCUUCCCAGUGAGGGAAUUCCUCCCGCACCCCCUCUUCCCGGUGUGGGAAUUCCUCCCGCCCCCCCUCUUCCCGGGGUGGGAAUUCCUCCCGCCCCCCCUCUUCCCGGGGUGGAAAUUCCUCCCGCCCCCCCUCUUCCCAGUGUGGGAAUUCCUCCCACGCCCCCUCUUCCCAGUGAAGGAAUUCCUCCUGCCCCCCCUCCUCCUUUGCCAGCACCCCCUCUGCUUCCUGGAUCCGGCCUUGCUCUCCCACCACAAGCUGGGAGUAGCACUUCACCAACACCGCAGGCGUGUGGAUUUCUUCCUCCACCAUUGCCAGCUAGCUUGUUUGGAUUCGGGUUGAACCAGGACAAAGGCAGCAGGAAGCAGCCAAUAGAGCCUUGUCGGCCGAUGAAGCCUCUGUAUUGGACGAGAAUUCAACUGCACAGUAAAAGAGACUCCAGUGCUUCACUUAUUUGGGAAAAAAUUGAAGAGCCAUCCAUAGAUUGUCAUGAAUUUGAGGAAUUAUUUUCUAAAACUACUGUAAAGGAAAGGAAGAAACCGAUUUCUGACACCAUCACAAAGACCAAGGCUAAACAAGUUGUCAAGUUACUAAGCAACAAAAGGUCACAAGCAGUUGGAAUAUUGAUGUCUAGCCUUCACUUAGAUAUGAAAGAUAUACAACAUGCUGUGGUGAACUUGGACAAUUCUGUGGUUGACCUCGAGACCCUUCAAGCUCUCUAUGAGAAUAGAGCACAGUCAGAUGAACUGGAAAAAAUUGAAAAACACGGCCGGUCCUCCAAAGACAAGGAAAACACCAAGUCUCUGGAUAAACCUGAGCAGUUCCUUUACGAACUGUCACUAAUCCCCAACUUUUCAGAGCGAGUCUUUUGCAUCCUGUUUCAGUCCACAUUUUCAGAAAGCAUUUGCUCAAUUCGGCGCAAACUGGAGCUGCUACAGAAGUUGUGUGAGACAUUAAAAAAUGGCUCAGGUGUCAUGCAAGUUUUGGGUUUGGUUCUUGCCUUUGGCAACUACAUGAAUGGUGGAAAUAAGACUCGGGGACAGGCAGACGGUUUCGGGUUAGACAUCCUUCCAAAGCUGAAAGACGUCAAAAGCAGUGACAAUAGCAGAAGCCUUUUGUCAUAUAUCGUAUCCUACUAUCUUCGCAAUUUUGAUGAGGAUGCUGGGAAGGAACAGUGUGUGUUUCCACUGCCCGAACCCCAGGACCUCUUUCAGGCCUCGCAGAUGAAGUUUGAGGACUUUCAAAAAGACCUCAGAAAACUCAAGAAAGACCUGAGAGCCUGUGAGGUUGAAGCGGGGAAAGUGUACCAGGUGUCCUCAAAAGAGCACAUCCAGCCAUUCAAAGAAAACAUGGAACAAUUUAUUAUUCAAGCUAAAAUUGACCAAGAAGCGGAGGAGAACUCACUGACAGAGACUCAUAAAUGCUUUUUGGAGACUACAGCCUAUUUCUUCAUGAGACCAAAAAUUGGAGAGAAGGAAGUGUCCCCAAAUGUUUUCUUCAGUAUCUGGCAUGAAUUCAGCUCCGACUUUAAAGACUUUUGGAAGAAAGAAAACAAACUUAUUCUACAAGAGAGAGUAAAAGAAGCUGAAGAGGUGUGUAGGCAGAAAAAGGGAAAAUCACUUUAUAAGAUAAAACCAAGGCAUGACUCUGGAAUUAAAGCGAAAAUAAGCAUGAAAACCUGA